Pogona vitticeps (central bearded dragon) is the source of this 5797-nucleotide messenger RNA. NCBI's taxonomy places the organism in Eukaryota, Metazoa, Chordata, Lepidosauria, Squamata, Agamidae. The record is from RefSeq and is a predicted model, not a curated record.
CUCCGCCCUGCCGCCUAUUGCCUUGCCUUGGCCUCCCUUCGGGCUCACCUUUUAGUCUCUUUCCCAUUUCCCUCGGCCUCCCCUCCGCCUUCGCGAUGGCGCUGAAGAUGGUCAAAGGAAGCAUCGACCGCAUGUUCGACAAGAACCUCCAGGACCUCGUCAGGGGGAUCCGCAACCAUAAGGAGGACGAGGCGAAGUACAUCUCCCAGUGCAUCGACGAGAUCAAGCAGGAGCUGAAGCAGGAUAACAUUGCUGUGAAAGCCAAUGCCGUCUGCAAGCUCACCUACUUGCAGAUGCUGGGCUACGACAUCAGCUGGGCCGCUUUCAACAUCAUCGAAGUCAUGAGCGCCUCCAAAUUCACCUUCAAACGGAUCGGGUAUCUGGCUGCCUCUCAGUGCUUCCAUGAAGGGACUGAUGUCAUCAUGCUGACAACCAACCAGAUUCGGAAGGACUUGAGCAGCCCCAACCAGUACGACACCGGGGUGGCGCUGACGGGUUUGUCGUGUUUUGUGACGCCGGAUCUGGCCAGAGAUUUGGCCAAUGACAUCAUGACCCUGAUGUCCCACACGAAGCCUUACAUCCGGAAGAAGGCAGUGCUGAUCAUGUACAAAGUCUUCUUGAAAUAUCCUGAAUCCCUCCGGCCUGCCUUCCCCCGCCUUAAGGAGAAACUGGAAGACCCAGAUCCUGGCGUCCAGUCCGCCGCCGUCAACGUCAUCUGCGAACUGGCCCGGCGCAACCCAAAAAACUACCUGUCCCUGGCACCGCUUUUUUUCAAGCUGAUGACCUCGUCCACCAACAACUGGGUCCUCAUCAAAAUCAUCAAACUGUUUGGUGCUCUCACUCCGCUGGAACCCAGACUGGGCAAGAAGCUCAUUGAGCCCCUCACCAACCUCAUCCACAGCCAGCGCGCCCUCUUCCAAUCCCCCAAAGAGGGUAGAGUUCAUGGCAGCCCAGUCAGAGAUAAAAAAUUAGUCUGCUCCCGAGAGUUGCAACCAAACGGACACACAUCCGCCAUGUCCCUUCUCUAUGAGUGCGUGAACACCGUGAUAGCAGUUCUGAUCUCGCUCUCCUCGGGGAUGCCUAACCACAGCGCCAGCAUCCAGCUCUGCGUUCAGAAGCUGAGGAUCCUGAUAGAAGACUCGGAUCAGAACCUGAAGUAUUUAGGACUGCUGGCCAUGUCCAAAAUCCUGAAGACUCACCCAAAAUCAGUCCAGUCCCACAAGGAUCUCAUCCUGCAGUGCCUGGACGACAAGGACGAGUCGAUCCGCCUCCGAGCUUUGGACCUCCUCUAUGGAAUGGUCUCCAAGAAGAACUUGAUGGAGAUCGUCAAGAAGCUGAUGAUCCACGUGGACAAAGCCGAAGGGACGACCUACCGGGACGAGUUGCUGACCAAGAUCAUCGACAUUUGCAGCCAGUCGAACUACCAGUACAUCACCAACUUUGAAUGGUACAUCAGCAUCCUGGUGGAGCUGACCCGGCUGGAGGGCACCCGCCACGGCCACCUCAUCGCCUCCCAGAUGCUAGACGUGGCCAUCCGGGUCAAGGCCAUCCGCCGGUUCGCCGUCUCGCAGAUGGCCAUGCUGCUGGACAACGCCCACCUGCUGGCCAGCAACACCCAGCGCAACGGGAUCUGCGAGGUGCUCUACGCCGCCGCCUGGAUCUGCGGGGAGUUCUCCGAGCACCUGGAUGAGCCCCAGCAGACCCUGGAGGCCAUGCUGCGACCCAAAGUCACUACGCUGCCGGGCCACAUUCAAGCGGUUUAUGUCCAGAACAUGGUGAAGCUGUACGCCUCCAUCUUGCAACAGAAGGAGCAGGCGGGGGAGAAGGAGGCGGCCCAGGAGGCCACGCAGAUGAUGAUCGAGCGCCUGCCUCAGUUUGUGCAAAGCGCUGACCUCGAAGUCCAGGAGAGGGCUUCCUGCAUCCUUCAGCUCAUGAAAUACAUCCUCAAGCUUCAGAUCAAAGAGGUCCCCGUGGCUGAGGAAGUCAGCGCCUUGUUUGCCGGGGAGCUGAACCCCGUGGCCCCCAAAGCCCAGAAGAAAGUUCCUGUUCCAGAAGGCUUGGACCUCGAUGCCUGGAUCAACGAGCCCCCAUCAGACAGCGAGUCCGAAGACGAGAAGCCCAGGACGAUCUUCCACGAUGAGGAACAGAGGGCCCCCCGGCACCGGCUGCCCGAAAUGGACGAGGAGGAGCUGGCCAGGCGCCGAGAAGUCAGAAAGCAAGAGCAAGCGAACAAUCCGUUCUACAUCAAAAGCUCUCCUUCCCCACAAAAGCGGUACCAAGACAGUCCUGGCGUCGAGCACAUCCCUGUGGUUCAGAUUGAUCUCUCCGUUCCUUUAAAAGUUCCUGGCAUGCCCGUCUCCGACCAGUAUGUGAAGCUGGAGGAGGAGCGGCGCCACCAGCAGAAGCUGGAGAAGGACAAGAAGAAGAAGAAGCUGAAGAAAGAGAAGCGGGGCGGCAGGAGCCGGCGCCCCAACUCCCUGCACACGGAGAGCGACGAGGACAUCGCUCCCGCCCAGCACGUGGACAUAAUCACGGAGGAGAUGCCGGAGAACGCUCUCCCGAGCGACGAGGAUGACAAAGACCCCAAUGAUCCCUACAAGGCCCUGGACAUCGACCUGGACAGUCUGGUUGCAGGGAAAGCGGCCAGGCCCUUAGCCGACAGCGAGAAGUUGCCCGUACAGAGGCACAGGAACGCCGACGUCCUCAAGUCGCCGCAAGAAACGGACGUCCCGCCAGCCGAGAAGAAAAGCAAGAAGCCGAAAAAGAAGGAGAAGAAACACAAAGAGAAAGAAAGGGAGAAAGAGAAGCGGAAAGAGCGGGAGAAGAAGAGCGAGGAGGAAGAUAAAAAACCUGACGAGGUGGACUUCUGGCUGUCUGAUGCCCCGGCCCCUGCAGUGGCAGCAGAGACAAAGACUCCACCUCCUGAGUCGAGCAUGGGAGCCGCGGAUGGCGAAGAGCCGGAUGAAGCCAAGAAGGAGGUCCGGGAAGAGGAGGCAGAAGAGGAAGAAGCAGGGAAGAAACCCUCCAAGCAUAAGAAGAAGAAGCAUAAGAAGGAAGAGAAGGCCAAGGAGAAGAAGUCCAAAAAGCAUCAUGGCAGCGGGGAAGAGGUGCCAACAGAAUCGGUGCAGAACGGGGACCUGGACCUGGAGGAAGAGCCGCUGCCGCCGAUGUCCAGUUACUCCGUCCUCGCUGAAAACGCAUACAUUAAAAUGACAUACGACAUCCAGGGCAACCUGCAGAACGACAGCCAGGUCACCGCCUCAGUGAUCUUCGAGAACAAGAGCGGCAGCUUCCUCAAGAGCAUGGAACUCAAUGUCUUAGACUCGCUGAAUACGAAAAUGCUCCGGCCGGAAGGCUCCUCCAUUCACGACGGGAUCCCCGUCCCUUUUCAGCUGCCUCCUGGCGUCUCCAAUGAAGCCCAGUUUGUCUUCACCUUGCAGAGCAUCAUCAUGGCGCAGAAGCUAAAAGGAACGCUGUCGUUCAUUGUCAAAGAUGAGGAAGGGUCGACGCACGAGAAGCUAGAUUUUAAACUGCACUUCAGUUGUGCCUCGUACCUGAUCACGACGCCCUGCUACAGCGAUGCGUUCGCCAAGCUGCUAGAGUCGGGGGACCUGCACGCCAGCUCCUUCAAAGUCGAUGGCAUCACGGCCCCUUUCCACCACAUCCUUGCAAAAAUCUGUUUCUACCAUCAUUUCUCGGUUGUGGAACGAGUGGGGGACUGCGCCUCGAUGUACAGCCGCUCCAUCCAAGGCCAUCAUGUCUGCCUGCUAGUGAAAAAGGGAGAAAAUUCUGUGUCCCUCGACGGGAAAUGCAACGAGGCCACCUUGCUGGGCAACCUGCUCUCGGAACUCAAGGAGACGUUGUCGAGGUGCUGAGCAUUCCUGGGAAGGAAGAGGGAAAAAAAGAGUCUCCCUCCUUCUCCCCGCCGUCCCUCAAAUCUCUGCGAGAGGAGCCGUCCCGCAAGGCACACAGACUGAACCCAGCCGAGCCAUCGGAUCCUUUUCUCCUCCUCCUCCUCCUCCUCCUCUCUCUCCUUUCCCUGCACAUGUACGAUAAUUCCCGGGAUGUGGUUUUCUCUUUUGGGUAGUCUUUCAUUUCCACUCCACUCUGGGUUGUGCUGAGGGUUUUUUUUUUUGUUUUUUGUGAUUAUGUUUCCUCCAUGCUCACCUUAAUUUUUAUGACGGUUUACACAUCCUUUUAAAAAAUAGUAAUAAUAAGCACUCUCCUCUCCCCUCUUUGGACUUUCUUGAUCUCUUCUCGAGGGAAACCCUUUCCAGACCCAAAAAAAUCUCAGCCAGAUCUUGACUCCCUUGCAGGGGUGGGAAAAGGAGAAAGUUGCCCCAGAAGUCGGUUGGGAUGAGUUUUCUGGCCGCCUCUGCAUCACAGUCUCCUCGCGAGGAGCUGCAGGCAGUGGCCUGCAUCACUGCCUUUGGAGGGGUCUCUCCCUUGAUCCUAACCAGUAACGUUCACUCGGCAACACCAAGGCCCAGAACUCCCCUCUGUCGUAAUCAAUCCUCUUUUUUUUCUGCCUCCCAAAAACCUCUGAAGGUCAGAAGCAUUUCCUCCUCCGGUGGCUUGCUUUCCACGCCAUCGCUUCACGAAGGCCCACUGAAACAGACCCCAUCCCUUAAAUUAUAGAAUGUAGCAGGAAAAGCGAAACAAACACCUGGAAAUCCAAAGGCUUUGUGUACAAUUAUGUGUAUAUGUCUGUGUUUUUUGUUGCUCUUGUUGCUUCAAUUCCGUCUCGGUUUUCUUUUGUCAUGUAGUUGGCUUUUCCCCCUUUCGGUUGACUGAUCCUUAGGUAGAGACCGUCCCAAUGAACCCCGCUCUCCUCCGAUGUGCCCCACCCUUCCUGGCCCCUUGCUUCUGCAUUCAGCCCUUCUCUCCCCCCUGGCUGCACCCCUAAACCUGGGAGGAGCCGGAAAUGUUGAAAAAUGAGGGAAGACAGCCUCGGCUCCAGACAGGGGGAGAGGACGCUCUGUUUCCUUGGGGCUGAGAUCCUCUCCAUUCUCCUUCUCCUGUCCGUGAGCUCUCGUGGUUUCUCCUUCUAUAGACCCUUCUCCACCAGGUAGGCAGUGAGAUACCUGUGGUUAUUUAUUUGAGCGUUCCUCCACCUCAGCACUUAGCUUUUGAAACGAUGCUUCUGUCGCCAAAACAUCACUUGAUGAACGCUAGACCUCCCUCCACCCCCACUCUGUUUUCCAGUCCUUAGUAGGGGGAGGAAGGAGAAGCGGAAACGAGAGGAGAAGUCUCGUUUCUGGCUUGUUUUGUUGUCCGUUUUGUAUGAAGACACUCGGUGCCUCAAUUCUUUUCUCUGUGGUUAGGAAUACAAAUUUUUUUUAAAAGAACAACAAUGUUUGCAUUAGAGGUUAUUUGUGGGGCACAGCCCCUUUCUUUGGCGUGACGGUACCGGAUUUACCAAGAAGGAUCCGUGUCUGUUUCCUUCUGUCCUGGCAGGACUUGACGAAGCCGUGAGUGACACUUUGGGGCCCCAGCAGGCGGGUUGACAGUCAACCUUUUGUGGGCAAAUCUGGCUUGUUUUUUUUUUUUAGGGGGGAGAGAGAGAGAGAUUGAGAAUCUGUGCAUAUUUGAAGUCGUCUGGAAAGGCAAAUCACUCUUUGGAAAAUUAGUGGAUUUCAAUAUAUAUAUAUAUAUCUAUAUAUAUUCCUGGAUGAAAACUUGUCACUUUAGCAUGUAGAGUCUGUUCUCUUACAGAAACCCCUGUGUGGUGAUUCUAGAAAAUUCUGAAAUGAUAUGUACAAUAUGUUAUGUUUAAAAAAAUAAAAAUAAAAACUUA